UUCUGAAAUCCAAUUUUUGGAUCACCCUCCUCACUUCCUCUCCCUCUUUCAAAAUGCCUCAGCGAUCGCCCGAGUUUUCUGGCUCAGUCAAACUCAAAUAUGUGAAGUUAGGCUACCAAUAUCUAGUGAACCAUUUUCUCACUUUCUUGCUUGUACCAGUAAUUGCUGGCAUCCUAUUAGAACUGAUUAGAUUAGGCCCUGAUGAAAUCGCCACGCUGUGGAAAUCUCUCCAAUUCGAUUUUAUCCAAAUUUUGUGCUCGUCAUAUCUGAUCAUCUUCAUCUCCACUUUAUACUUCGUGUCAAGGCCUAGACCAGUUUAUCUAGUCGAUUAUGCUUGUUACAAACCCCCCGUAACAUGUCGUGUACCAUUUUCUUGUUUUAUGGAACAUUCUAGACUGAUCCUUAGCACAGAGCCAAAAAGUGUCGAAUUCCAAAUGAGGAUUCUUGAACGCUCAGGCCUUGGUGAAGAGACUUGUUUGCCUCCUGCAAUUCACUAUAUCCCACCAGCACCAUCCAUGGAAGCUGCAAGAAAAGAAGCUGAAAUGGUUAUAUUCUCAGCAGUUGAUACACUUUUCAAGAAAACAGGACUCGAGGCUAAGGAUGUCGAUAUUCUGAUAGUAAAUUGCAGUCUUUUCUCCCCAACUCCAUCCCUCACGGCAAUGGUGAUCAACAAGUACAAGAUGAGGGGGGAUAUUAAGAGCUUUAAUCUCUCGGGAAUGGGCUGCAGUGCAGGGAUGAUUUCAAUUAAUUUAGCUCGUGAUCUUCUUCAAAGUUAUCCUAAUUCAAUUGCUGUAGUUGUCAGCACUGAGAUUAUCACGCCGAACUACUAUCAAGGCAAGGAAAGGUCAAUGCUGCUUCCAAAUUGCCUGUUUCGAAUGGGGGGUGCCGCUAUUUUUCUCUCGAACCGAAGGUCUGAUUCAAUAAGAGCGAAAUAUAGGCUUCUUCACGUUGUUCGGACUCAUAAAGGAGCUGAUGACAAGGCUUACAGAUGUGUUUUUGAAGAAGAAGAUCCUGAAGGAAAAUCAGGGAUUUCUUUGUCUAAAGAUCUCAUGGCAAUUGCAGGGGAAGCUCUGAAGUCCAAUAUCACCACAAUAGGCCCUUUGGUCCUCCCUGCGUCAGAGCAGCUUCUGUUUUUAAUGUCGCUGAUGGGGAGAAAAUUCUUUAAUCCCAAGUGGAAGCCUUACAUUCCUGACUUCAAACAAGCGUUUGAUCAUUUUUGCAUUCAUGCAGGGGGCAGAGCUGUAAUUGAUGAGCUGCAGAAGAAUCUGCAGUUAUCAGCUGAACAUGUCGAGGCAUCAAGAAUGACUUUGCACAGGUUCGGAAAUACUUCUUCAUCAUCACUGUGGUAUGAGCUAAGCUAUAUUGAAGCAAAAGGGAGAAUGCGGAAAGGGAAUAGAGUUUGGCAGAUUGCAUUUGGAAGUGGAUUCAAGUGUAACAGUGCUGUUUGGAAAUGUAUCAAAAGUAUUGAGAUACCAACAGAUGGACCUUGGUCUGACUGUAUUGAUAGGUACCCUGUCCACAUUCCUGAAGUGGUGAAGCUCUGAAGGGGAACAUCCCAUCUGGUGUUGACGCUGAAUAUGAAAAGUUGAUCUCUCUCAUUGGUGUUUUAUUUAUUCUCUUUUAAAAUUUUCUUUUUUUGAAGAUUUCUAAGUUUUGGAA
This is a messenger RNA of Coffea eugenioides, 1659 nucleotides long. Its product is annotated as 3-ketoacyl-CoA synthase 6-like. NCBI's taxonomy places the organism in Eukaryota, Viridiplantae, Streptophyta, Magnoliopsida, Gentianales, Rubiaceae. Gene Ontology annotation, biological process: fatty acid biosynthetic process. Gene Ontology annotation, cellular component: membrane. The transcript has a single exon. Gene Ontology annotation, molecular function: acyltransferase activity, transferring groups other than amino-acyl groups. The coding region runs from base 54 to 1544 and encodes 496 amino acids. The record is from RefSeq and is a predicted model, not a curated record.